Molecule: messenger RNA, 2916 nt
Organism: Poecilia latipinna (sailfin molly)
Lineage: Eukaryota; Metazoa; Chordata; Actinopteri; Cyprinodontiformes; Poeciliidae
Product: transcription factor Sox-8-like
Exons: 3
Coding region: 234-1601 (455 amino acids)
Biological process (GO): morphogenesis of an epithelium; negative regulation of transcription by RNA polymerase II; neural crest cell development
Cellular component (GO): nucleus
Molecular function (GO): RNA polymerase II cis-regulatory region sequence-specific DNA binding; DNA-binding transcription factor activity, RNA polymerase II-specific
Source: RefSeq, a predicted model, not a curated record
AAGCCAAUAGCGGAUGGAGGUGGAGAGAUUGCAGCGUUUACUUUUCGAUGAGCUUGUCAAAGUUGUCAUACAUUGGGGUAAAUGUGAAGGGGGAUGGCAGCCUCGUGCCAGAUCUCUCCAGUGAGGGAACUUCAUUUGUUUUCGUGGCGAUCCAGUCAUAACCGCGCGCUUUUUCGCAUUUGGAGAGCUUUCCGCGAACUUUGGAAACGCUAAAAUAAGCCAAGUUGCAAACUAUGGCUGAAGCGCACAGCAUACUUACUGAGGAUCCGUGCAGUCCACAGAGCAGCGGCGGCUCUACGCCCCGGCACGAACUGGACCGGGAGGUCGGGAACUCUCCCGUCGUAUCUGACGCGCUGGCGGUGGCGCGUCCGCUCGCUGGAGCGGAGAGCUCCCCGGGGGACGAGCGGUUCCCCGCCUGCAUCCGAGACGCGGUGUCGCAGGUGCUGAAAGGGUACGACUGGUCGCUGGUGCCCGUGCCGAGUCAGGGGGAGAGGAGUCUGAAGAACAAACCGCACGUGAAGAGGCCGAUGAACGCCUUCAUGGUGUGGGCGCAGGCGGCGCGGAGGAAACUGGCGGACCAGUACCCGCACCUCCACAACGCGGAGCUGAGCAAGACGCUGGGCAAACUCUGGAGACUUCUCUCUGAAACAGAAAGGCGGCCAUUUGUUGAGGAGGCUGAAAAGCUGAGACUGCAACACAAGAGAGACUAUCCAGACUACAAAUACCAACCUCGAAGACGCAAAAGUGCUAAACCAGGCCAAGGGGACCAAAGACCACAACACCAGCCCCAGCAGGGCUUUUAUAAGACGGAAGCUGGGUUGACCCGGCUAGGUGGUAAAGGAGAGGCACCCAAGAAUUACAAUCCAGACAGACCAGGUCAACCUCAUGGUCCUCCAACACCCCCGACAACCCCUAAAACUGAGCUGCAUGCUGGGAACAAGCAUGAUGCCCAUCGUCCUGUUGACAGUAGCACCGCUAUCCAUUCCAACCGAAACAUCGACUUCAGCAACGUGGACAUUUCAGAGCUUAGCACCGAGGUCAUCGGCACCAUGGAUGGCUUUGAUGUGCACGAGCUGGACCAGUACCUUCCCCCAAACAGCCACAUCACAAUUCUUCCAGCCCAGAUGGAACCCAGCAGCCUGAAUGGAUCAUACAUCCCCCAAAGUGCCCAAGCUCACUCCAACAGCUCAGUCAACUGUAUCCUCAAAACACCUGAAGGGACAUCGGCGGAGGUACCACAGGAAGACACUGGCCAAAAACCUCAGAUCAAAAUGGAGCAGAUGAGCCCGAGCCAUUGCAGCUCGUCACCUUCCUCUUCUACUUCACCUCCUCCGCCCUCGCACCAACCUCAGUACACCUCUCUUAGUUCCUCCACCUCUGUGUCUCCUCCUAACCCGCCGGACUACACUGACCUUCAGAACGCCAGCCUCUUUGGCGCGUUUUCAGGUUACCCUGCCGGCCUGUACCAGUAUCCGUACCUUCACUCAUCUCGCAGGUCUUAUGCCGCUCCGCUCAUCAACAGCCUGGCCUUGGCGCCGCCUCCACGCAGUCCUCCCUCUGUCUGGGAGCAGCCCGUCUACGCGUCUCUCUCCAGGCCUUGACAGGGACUGAAGUCUGCCUUCAGACUCAACCGCAGCUCACAGACAGUAAACAAAAUCUCAUCUGUUUUCCGUGAUGUGAAAAACAUCACAGGCCUUUGUUGUCAUGCAGAAAAAAUCUGAAGACUGACAAGAACUUAGAAAUAUGUUUGAAAUUGGAUGUCUUGAAAGGGUAAAUUAAUAAAAUUCUCCAAACUCAAAUUCAUUUGGCAUUCCAUACCUUUGUAGUUAGCUGAACCUUAAAAAAUCCUUACAAUCAAGACAUCUGCCACUACCCACUAUGCACCAGGGUUCGGCAUUGGCAAUGUGAUGAUGUCAUUCUAAUAAAUAAUAUCUGCCAAAUGGAAGUAGCUCAUAGUUAUAUAAAUUUAUCAAUAGUCAUAAUCUGUCAUAUUUGAUAAGAGUCAACUGGUUGAAAUGGAGUUUAAAAGUAAAAUACAUACAAAUAGGUGGUCCUAAGUACUGUACAAUGUACAAUGAAAAUAUCUCAGAAAAUGUUGCUAUGCCAUUGUUUAAGUACAUGGGUACCAAGCAUGAAGUCAGGACUGGUUCUUGCUAGACCAAGACCGCACUCUCCAAGACCAAGAGCAAGAGCAAGAGCAGGUCUUCUGAGACCAAGACUAAGACAUAACAAUCUAAGACUGAGCUCAAGGCCAGGAAAAAACAGGCUGAGACCGGGCUCGAGCCUUCUACCCCUGAUGGACACCAACUUUGUUUGUGGGUUAUAAAACUGAGACAGGAAGCAACGAAACAGCAUAGUGUGGGUACAAAAUGGGGAUAACAAAUGAAGAGUUUAACCCAGUCCAGGUAGCAGUAGUUUAGGACAGUUUCUUAAACGUACUUGAGCAAGUUGGGAACCUUUGAUGACAUGGCUCCCAAUAAUUCCUGCAUCUCUAAUAGUGAAACAUUCAGUACAAGUUGACCUCUCUGCAGGUAUUUUUUAAAUUUAUUAUAGGUAUAUUAAGUGUCCAGGUAAUCUACCAUGAAUGCUUUGGACUCUAGAAAGAAACCAAUGCAGAGGAACUCAACCUGCCAUUGUGAAAACAUUCAAACUCAAAGCAAGUUUGAAUCAACAAGCUGCCUGGCGACAGUCCAACAAGAGUCUCUGUGAGCCUGCUGUAAUCUCAUGGUAUAUAUAUUUUUUAAUCAAAUGAAUCUCUUAAUUGCUCUUGUCUUCUGUGCCUUGGUUAUUGCUUACAAGUUUUCCAGUUUGCACGAAAAAAAUCUGAGAAUUUAUUUUUUUGAAACUUGUACAAUUUGUGAGAUGAUUUAUCUAAUGUGGGACCUCAGCUGAAUAAAAUGGUUCUGAUUGAUUGUA